CCAUCACUCAACGCCCGCAAAACCCAAACCGGUGGUGGCUCGCUCGGACGUUGUGGGCGCUCGCUCACGGGGCUCACGGGCGAUAAGUGGAACGCGCACCCAUCGUUGCAUGUUGCUUGCAUCACUUGACGACGUCGUCAACUUCGUCGCGAUCACUGCCGCUCGCUGUCGAUUAUCUAUUUUUCAAUCACUACAUACCCUUCUGGAUUUUUCACGAAAUUGCUUAUCGAAUGCGAUUAUAUUAUCGCCGCACAAUGAGAAGUCCAAAAUCAAUUCCCAGACACUGCUGACAAACAUCGGGCAAUUACUAAAAAUGCGUUUUGCAGUGUUUCGCAAUUACCGCUUGAAUGAGAAUGAAGAAUGUGGGUCAACGCAAAUCCGAUAAAAAGGCGCAGAAAGAGACCACCGGGAUACGUCGCGGGUAAACGGGAAGCUUUCACCGGGGCGCAAUGGUUGGCUCCGGCAUUAGCGAAUUCAUUGGCAGGGACACGAUCGGUGAUCCUAAGAUGAAGCUGCGAACGGACGACGAAGAGGAGGAAAGCGACGCGGAGGACACAGCCAGAUUAAUAUCUUCGUCUGUGCAACGUGGCAUUGUCCAGCCGAACGACGAUUCUACCAAUAACAAUAGAAUGCCAAAAUUGAAAGUCUCGACGGAUGGUGACCAAGACGACGACGACGACGACGAGAACGUCUGGACGAUUUCCGUUCAAAUGUUCAUACCUUUUUUACUCGCUGGCUUCGGCAUGGUUGCAGCUAGUUUAUUACUGGACGUUGUUCAGCACUGGCCGGUUUAUCAAGUAGUCUCGGAAGUUUAUAUUCUCGUUCCGGCAUUACUGGGAUUGAAAGGGAAUUUGGAAAUGACUCUGGCGUCGCGUCUCUCGACUCAGGCGAAUUUAGGCCACAUGGACACGCCGAAGCAACAAUGGACUCUGAUAAUAGGGAAUCUCGCUCUGAUACAGUGCCAAGCGAUGGUCGUUGGACUUUUAGCCUCCCUCGCAGCUGUUAUACUAGGCUGGGUUCCCGAGGCACAUUUUGACAUCCAUCAUGGACUUUUGUUGUGCGCCAGCUCACUCGUCACCGCAUCGGUAGCCAGUUUUCUUCUGGGUCUCGUUAUGGUUGCCGUUAUCCUACUAUCAAGACGAAUGAAUAUUAAUCCUGACAACGUCGCGACGCCGAUCGCAGCGUCUCUCGGAGAUCUCACCACUUUGGCUCUGCUUUCUUGGAUCGCAUCGCUCUUGUACAAUGCAAUAGAGGCACGAGCGUGGAUAUCGCCGUUUCUAAUAGUGUUUUGUGUCCUGGCAACCCCGAUAUGGGGUUACGUGGCAGCGAGAAAUCCGUUUACGAAGGAGGUACUCGAUUACGGUUGGUCCCCGGUCAUAUUGGCAAUGUUGAUAAGCAGCAUCGGUGGCCUCAUACUCGAUUACACGAUAUCGAGUUACAAAGGAAUAGCUGUCUUUCAAUUGGUCAUUAAUGGGGUCGGUGGCAAUUUAGUAGCGGUUCAGGCCAGUAGAAUUUCAACAUCGCUCCACAAAGAUCAAAACAGUGAAAAUCCACGGGGGGAUACACUGAAAAUUUGCGUCAGUCCUUUUCACGCAUUUUUGGCUACAGGUGGCCACGCAAGAACUGCCAGAGUUCUCUUGAUGAUGGUUAUUCCUGGACAUUUGAUAUUUAGCUAUACCAUCAGUUAUCUUCAAGCCGGACACACCUCUUUCACGGCUACUUUCAUCGUAGUUUAUUUAUUCGCGGCCGUUCUUCAGGUGAUUUUACUACUCUAUCUAGCUCAACUGAUGGUCGUAUGGAUGUGGAAACAAGGAAUGGAUCCGGACAGUUCAGCGAUUCCGUACUUGACCGCUGCCGGCGAUCUUUUAGGUACAGCGCUGUUGGGAAUCGCUUUUCACGUUUUAUAUGCGAUCGGUGAUGGAGAUUCCGAUGUCGGCGACUGAAGGAGAACCAUGUUUUUCUCCGAGAGAACGAAAAAAAACCUCUCUACCAGCAGACCCGCCCGCCGCAACCGCAAUUUCAGGACCAAAUAUUUUUCUGCUGCUUUCUUCUCAAAUUAUUGUCAUUUUGCACGCUACUGGCAAGUUGAAUUUGAGCAGCAAGAAGAUUCUCGGAUUGAAAAAAGUAAUUCUUUGAGUCAGUAUUGGACAAUUUAGUCAAGUAAAAUAAAAAUUAGAGCCAAAUAAUAAGUAGAAUUAAAAAAAAAAAAAAAAGUGCCAGUUCACUCAGCCAUAUCCGAAACACGAAGAAAAAAAAGUCACGUAUGUAAACCAACUGAUGAAUCUUGACGAGUUAUAGGGAAAUACGGGGCAAAAUUGACACUUAAGGAUUUAAGUAAGUUUCAUUGAUGAGCAUAUGGUAUUUCAACUAUUCUUGAGUCCCAAAAUCCUUGUUUCCCGAAUUUCGUUAAAAAAAAAAAAAAAAUCGGAGCAAAACUGACACAGCCCCUCGGAAGCAUAAAAAUCGAAAAAUCGACAUUUUCGAAAUACAGCCAUUCCAAGCGAGUCUUCCCGAACAGAAUGUCAACUCGGUAAUAUGGGAAAAGAAAUGGGACCACUCAGACUCCAUUCCUUGGAUGUUAAUUGAAAAAAAAUGAGUCAAAUCUUAUAUCCCAUUUCUGUCAUGUUUUUGAGGAAUGCAAAAAGUCAAUUUUGGAUCCAUCGUGCUGGGGUAUAUUUCGUGUUCGCACUAUAUCGGAGUCCCAUUAUUGAUUCAUGGUCCUAGUUUGCGGAAUUUCUUCAAAAAAAUUUUCCGGGACCCCAACGGACACAGCCUUUGCAAGGCAUAAAAAUGAAAAUAUCGAAAUUUUUCGAAAUGCAGCAGUUUAGCAGACAGAAAAAAAAGCUCACCAAGACAGCCAAGUCCUCGUCUUUCGAAGACGUUACUUGCAUUUUUUGCGAAGGGUUAUAUAUUCGGCGUCCUCCGAUGAUUGGAUUUACCGUGGUAACAUGCAAAAAGUGGGCACACACCUUGUGUACAAUUGUUGAAGACGAAGAUGUCAGCUGUGAGUGCGAUUUUUGUAAAAAAUGAGUAAAAAACCUUUUUUCCUUA
Venturia canescens is the source of this 3051-nucleotide messenger RNA. RefSeq names its product solute carrier family 41 member 1-like. The record is from RefSeq and is a predicted model, not a curated record. Lineage: Eukaryota; Metazoa; Arthropoda; Insecta; Hymenoptera; Ichneumonidae. Gene Ontology annotation, cellular component: plasma membrane. Gene Ontology annotation, molecular function: monoatomic cation transmembrane transporter activity. Gene Ontology annotation, biological process: monoatomic cation transport. The transcript has 7 exons. The coding region runs from base 450 to 1943 and encodes 497 amino acids.